Aethina tumida (small hive beetle) is the source of this 9318-nucleotide messenger RNA. It is a transcript of the gene faf, whose product is annotated as probable ubiquitin carboxyl-terminal hydrolase FAF-X. The record is from RefSeq and is a predicted model, not a curated record. NCBI's taxonomy places the organism in Eukaryota, Metazoa, Arthropoda, Insecta, Coleoptera, Nitidulidae. Gene Ontology annotation, cellular component: nucleus; cytosol. The transcript is spliced from 24 exons. Bases 358 to 7887 code for a protein of 2509 amino acids. Gene Ontology annotation, biological process: cell migration; protein deubiquitination. Gene Ontology annotation, molecular function: cysteine-type deubiquitinase activity; cysteine-type endopeptidase activity.
UCACGACGUGCCUGCAAAAAAUAGUUCAGUACGUCAACAAUCAGUUAAUUCCAUUAUUACAAUUUGUUAAUAUAUUGUAUUUGAAGUAGCAUCAAGUGAAAAAUACUUUAGUGAAUUAUCGAUUUCGUAUAAUAUAUUUUUAGAUUAGUUUUAAUCCUUAAUUUUGGGCGCCAUUUUGUAUAUGCCGGUGGAUUUUUCGUAGAGUUGUCAAAAAUUAAGUGUUAUAAAUAAUUUUCUUUCUGUGUCAAGUUUUUUGGAUUGUUUUUUAAGCUACAUUGUUAAGCAGUAUUAAGUGAUCACGGGAUCACGUUUUACAUAAGUUUUUUCCAACAAUGAUGAUCUUUUAAAUCGAAAAAUAUGACUAUUGCAACUAGAGGACAAGGAAUUACAGAAGACAACCUUGAUUCACAGGCUCAAUCAGCAGGGCCAUCCCAACAGUCCAAUGAAGAAACACAACAGGAUAAUGCUGAACCACAAUUCCCAUGUGAUAAAUUAGCUGCUUUGGAUGAAAAGAUAUCUAAUUUAAGAUGGGUAGUUCCUGUUUUACCAGAACAGGAGCUGGAAUGCUUACUGAAGGUAUCGGUUGAACUGGCCAGAAGGAAUUUAGACACCAGAUCCGAGGCGUGUCAGAGGUUCUUCCGCGAGGGCCUCACAAUAUCGUUCACGAAAAUAUUAACAGACGAGGCCGUGUCAAGUUGGAAGGGCAACAUACAUUCGUGCAUCAAUCAAAACUGUCUAAAACUGAUCGAGUUAUGUGUGGCCAAGCUGCCGCACGACUGGUUCCCCCUAUUGGAUCUACUCGCCAUGGUCUUGAAUCCCAACAACAAGUUUCACACGUUCAACUCGUCGAGGCCGAGCGAGACGGCCGGGCCGAAUCAAAAUUUAACUGAGGAGGAACUGUUUGCCAGGCCAUCGAGUGAUCCGAGGAACCCAAGGGGAUGGCUGGUUGACUUGAUCAACAAGUUUGGGGAGCUGGGUGGAUUCCAAAUACUGUUGGACAGAUUUCAAAGUGGCAAGAAUCUCAGUGUGUCAGUGGUAUUCGCAUUGCUACGACCAUUUGGCCUCUGUUAUGAAUUUCUAACGCCACACACCAUCAACAAAUACAUCCUUCCAGUGUUGGAAAUGAUACCCGGCAUCCUGGACAAGCUGACCGACGACGAGCUGAAGCGCGAGGCGAAGAACGAACAAAAAAGCGACAUAGUAUCGGCAAUAAUAAAGGCGUCGAAAAAUCUGGCCUCGCGCGUCCCCAACCAGGAGGAGCUGAUACGCACCCUGGAGGGUUUCCGCCUAACGAUGAUCCUGCGCCAGCUCCAAAUAUCCAGCUUCAACGGCAAAAUGAACGCCCUCAACGAAAUCAACAAGGUGAUCUCCAGCGUCACCUACUACCCGAACCGGCAUCACGGCAUCGAAGAAGAGGAGUACCUGACUCCCGAGAGGAUGGCGAAAUGGAUAAACGAGAACAAGGUGCUGGAAAUUGUGCUACGUGACUCGCUGCACCAGCCCCAGUACGUGGAGAAGCUGGAGAAGAUCCUGCGUUUCGUUAUCAAGGAGAAGGCGCUCAGUCUGAGCGACUUGGACGCAGUGUGGGCCGCACAGGCCGGCAAACACGAGGCCAUCGUUAAGAACGUGCACGAUCUGCUGGCGAAGCUCGCCUGGGACUUCAGUGCGGAGCAACUGGACCAUCUGUUCGAGUGUUUCCAAGCCAGCUGGACCUCCGCCAUCAAGAGGCAGAGGGAACGGUUGCUGGAGCUAAUCAGGCGACUGGCGGAGGACGACAAGGACGGUGUUAUGGCUCACAAGGUUUUGAUGUUGUUCUGGAACUUGGCGCACGCCGAGGACGUGACGACUGAAAUAAUGGACCAGGCGCUGACCGCCCACGUUAAAAUCCUGGACUACAGCUGUUCGCAGGAACGCGACGCCCAGAAGACGGUGUGGCUGGACAAGUGCGUGGACGAGCUGAAGAACGGCGAGAUGUGGGUGUUGCCCGCCCUAAAACAGAUACGCGAGAUCUGCGUGCUGUACGAACAGAACACGAACGGCUCGCACGGACAGAGGACGCAUCACAUCUAUUACAGACAAGAGGUCAUUGAACGGCUUCAGAAUCAACAUUCUCUCGUUAUUUUGGUAACGAACAGUCUGACGGGAUACAUGGAACAUUUGAGGGCGGUCUACAAAGAAAAUCCAGAACUGACCAGUGAGACUUACGUGCCGGAUGGGCGGUACUGCCAUGCACUUCAGGUGCAGGAAAGACUGAAUUUUCUAAGAUUUUUGCUAAAAGACGGUCAAUUAUGGUUAUGCGCUGAACAAGCAAAGCAAAUCUGGCAAUGUCUGGCGGAGAACGCGGUGUUCCAAUCGGACCGCGAGGCCUGCUUCAAGUGGUUCUCCAAGCUGAUGGGAGAAGAACCGGACCUGGAUCCGGGCAUAAACAAGGACUUCUUCGAGAACAACAUACUACAACUGGAUCCAAUCCUGUUGACAGAGAGCGGCAUUAAAUGUUUUGAACGGUUCUUCAAAGCAGUCAACACUAAAGAGGGCAAGUUGCAGAUCAAAAGGCGGUCUCUAUUGACAGAGGAUCCAGACCUAAUAGGUUUGGACUAUCUGUGGAAAGUGGUCACCCUUUGCUCUGACGACAUUGCGGUCCGUGCUAUCGAUCUGAUGCGCGAGGUCAGCACCAACUUGGGCCCCAGAUUACUCCAAUCACAACUUGAAUUUCACGAGAACUACAUUACGGAGUGCUACGACAGGCUACGGGCCCACUACGACACACUCACCGUGCUGCAGAAGUCGGAGAAUGACAAAGAGUUUGAUCGCGUACAGAUCCUGAACAGGAUUAAAGCGGAGGCUGUGAAAAUGUGCAGGGUGAUGAGAGUCCUGCAUGAAUACAUUAGCGAAUGUGAUAAUUCAUUUGUCGCCGAAAGGAAGAUUUUACCACUACACAGAGCCUGCCACGGCAAACACAUGUCAUUAAUCGUCAGAUUCUCGAGUCCUAACCGACAAGUGGAGGACAUGGAGUUCUUCACCCAUUCCAACGACACUUUGAUGUCGCUUAGAAAAAACAUCCUGCGCCGGAUUAAACCGGGUGUGCACUGCAAAUUGGAGCUUUACAUAAACGGCGAGCCUCUGGACCCGGCGGACGACAGGAAGCUUCUGGCCCAGAUCCCCAUCAGGGAUAAAACCAUAAUAUCCGCCAAAGUGAUUCAAAUCAACUCGAACAUGGCCUCGUCUCAAGACAGCAGCUCGGACAGCUCCACCUCGUCGCCCCAGCACCCGUACGACGGCCCCAAUUUGGAGGCUGAGAAUUUGUUGCCCGGCGUGCUUAUGUCCAUGCAGCACACGUACGCCGAAUUUUUUUGUCAGCUGAGUGCUCUAGGCAGCGCCCUCGAGUUCCCUAUGUUGAGGGACGGUGGUCAUCUUCUCUUGCAGCUGAUGCCCUGCGACUCCGUCACCGUGGAGAAGCUGCGCACGCUGUUCAUGUCCUCGACUGAACAGAACAUCACCAUGGACUCGAUGUUUUUCAAUGCCACUCCUGCUGAGGUGCUGUACAACUUGGAGGUGCUAUACGUGAUGCUAAUGCCGGCCGUCGACUCACUUUCGGACAAGGCGUACGAGUUUCAGUACGCCUUCAUGACGUCGGGUGAGGCGCACGUUUUCCUCGAGAUGCUCACCAAAAACAACUUCAUGUCGAGUGCGGACAACGUGACGCGUCGGAGCGCCUAUCUUGUAGUGCUGAAGAUCUGCAAGCUAAUCCUGACCUCGAUCGCCCACGUCUUAGUGAGGCUAAGCGAGGAUCACACCCCUCCCGAGAACGAGCCUCUCAGCGAACACACCACCACCCCCGGUGCUUACUUAAGACAGGCUCUGCGUUCAGUUCCCAGUCACACCGAUCACUUGUUAAGACAGGUUUCUGUGAAACUGUCGCUGGCUUUGGCCCAACUGAUGGUGUCAGAAACCGGAGGCAGCAGCGGUCAGGCACAGGCCCUAUUUUCUCAAGCGUUAAAUUGGGAAUUACCCGACCUGGCCACCACGCUGGCCCUUGUAAGGCUCGUGUGGGCCGCCAGUAGCGAUAAUCUCAACGCCCUGAACGCCUCCCCCGAGGUACUGCACUCAUUGUCGGACCCAACUAAGCACAACGGUCCCGUCGAGUUGCACAACGACGACAUCCUACUAUGUAAGGAGGCACUGGAACUGCUCAGCACAGCCGUUAUUCUCAAUGCCAGCAGUUUGGAGCACUUGUACCAAGACAAUUGGUGGCCCUACUUCAUCACCGACUUGGUCCUGUUGAACCCGAGCCAAGCCAUCCGUGUCUCUGCAGCUGAACAGUUCAUUAUUAUUUGUACAUUUGGAGCAUCUAGUCGACUGGCGUUGCAACGUGUGACGCCACUCCUAUUCUCGUUGACGGACACGCUUGUACUGGAGAACGCCAACACAUCCCACGAGUUCUUUCAACUGCUCUGCAGGCUGGUUAACGUUGCUUACAUCACUGGGUGUCCCAUAUCUUCGGCCGAAACACUAUUGACAAACGAGGUCGCCUGGCUGAGGAAGGCACGUGACAAGAAUGAGGUGUUAAUAGAAGGUCACCUCAGCCUAGCUAAGGAGUUGCUGAGCUUCAUGACACCAGAGAAGAAAUGCGAAUUGGGCUCAGCCGAAUCGGGCAGCCUUAUAAGGGAGUUGCUGGAGGAUUUCCUUUUCCCCGCCAGCAAGCUAAUGUUGCACUUGAAUAAAACUGGACAACUGGCCGAGGAUCCCGCCAUUCCCAUCUGUGACACACCCCAAACCCAAGCUGCAGCAUUUGACUUGCUCAUCUCGCUUUGUUUGAACUGUGUCCAGAAUUACAAGCAGCUAGUGGCCAUGCUCACUGAGAUGUUCUACAACGAUCAGAACACGGCGAUAAUAGAGUGGGACUAUUUGCCGGCGGUCGGGCCCCGUCCCUUUCAGGGAUUCGUGGGUCUGAAGAACGCCGGCGCCACCUGUUACAUGAACUCGGUACUUCAGCAACUUUACAUGGUGGAAAGUAUUCGCGAGGGUGUUCUGGCGGCCGAAGGGGCCGCCACCGACCCCCACGAAGACUUCACAGGUGAAGAACGCAGCGACACGGACGGCGAAUGUGGCGGCCAUCACACCGGUCCGCAUCACCAGCACGACGAGCGGUGCGGCAUGAGCGACGGUGGUGGCAACGACGGGCGGAAGGACUAUCACGUCGGCAUACUUAAACAAGUCCAAGCAAUAUUUGGUCACUUGGCUUGCUCGCGCCUUCAAUAUUAUGUGCCUAGAGGACUUUGGAGACAUUUUAAGCUUCAAGGUGAGCCUGUUAACUUAAGGGAACAACAAGACGCUGUCGAGUUUUUUAUGUCGUUGGUCGAGAGUCUUGAUGAAGCUUUAAAAUCGCUAGGACACGAACAAAUAAUGUCCAAAAUAUUGGGCGGUUCUUUUUCGGAUCAGAAGAUCUGCAAGGGCUGUCCGCACCGUUAUUCCAAAGAAGAACCAUUUAGUGUUAUUAGUGUAGAUAUUAGGAAUCACAGUAGUCUGCCCGAAUCUAUGGAGCAAUAUGUUAAAGGUGAAUUAUUAGAAGGUGCUGACGCAUAUCACUGCGAGAAAUGCGCAAAAAAAGUGGUAACAGUUAAACGGCUGUGCGUGAAGAAACUGCCGCCAAUCCUGGGCAUCCAACUGAAACGAUUCGAGUACGAUUUCGAGCGCGUGUGCGCCAUCAAGUUCAACGACUACUUCGAGUUCCCGCGCGAACUCGACAUGGAACCGUACACCGUAUCCGGACUGGCCAAAAUCGAGGGAGAGAUGAUAGACUGCGACCUGGAUCCGAGUGCGAGCGAGACCUGCACGAAGUACCGACUCAGCGGCAUCGUGGUUCACUCCGGUCAAGCUUCCGGUGGGCACUAUUACUCUUACAUUAGGCACAGGGAGCCCUCUGGCGAGGUCAGGUGGUAUAAAUUCGACGACGGCGACGUUUCAGAGUGCCGGAUGGGCGAGGACGAGGAAAUGAAGGUGCAAUGUUUUGGCGGGGAUUACAUGGGCGAGGUGUUCGAUCCGAUGCUCAAGCGGCCAACUUACAGGCGACAGAAACGUUGGUGGAACGCCUACAUGCUGUUCUACACACGUCACGACGUCGAAGUCGAAGCCCUAACCAACGCUUUGAAGCAAAUGGCACUCGCUGGCAGAAAGGACCCAUUAUUACGAGGCGUCGUUGAUGAGUCGCUCAGUAACUUUUCCCUGUCAGGUAGAAGGGAACCCAGCUUGAAGAUGCCCGUGGCGAUAGAAAACAGCAUUCGGAAGCAGAACAUUAAAUUCUUGCACCACCGCAGCCAGUUCUCGAUUGAAUACUUCAACUUCAUCAAGAAGCUGACCGGCUGUUCGCAGGUGAAUACACGUCAUAGUCAGAUUCCGUCACCAGACGUCAUCGAACAACAAAACCUACUCAGUGUUCAACUAGUCAGUAAUUUUCUAUUCCACACCGGGUGGCACACGAAAAAGAAUCUCCGUGGACCCGCCAUUGAUUGGUGUGACAUCUUGUGCGUUCACCUGCGCACGUCGGCGGCGAUCCGCGCCUGGUUCGCCCAUCACGCUCUCUUCAAUCACCCGCGCCGCUUCUGCGAGUACCUUCUGGCCUGUCCCAGCAACGAGGUGCGUACCGCUUUCAUGAAGAUCGUCGUGCUGCUGGCCCACUUCAGCAUCAACGACCCGCCGGCACCUUGUCCCGCCGUCCUCGGCAACGCGGCCGACACCAGCUCCAAUCUGAGUGACCACAUACUGUGGGCAUUGCUGGCCCUCCUGCAGAAGGAGGUCAGCGACCACGGGCGCCACCUACCCCACUACUGCCAGGUGUUCCACAUGUACGCCAAUCAAGGUUUGCAAGAGAAGGCCCAACUGUUGAAGAUGAACGUGCACGCCACGUUCAUGUCCGUGGCGUUGGACGAAGGUCCCGGGCCCGCCAUCAAGUACCAGUACACGGAGUUGGGUAAACUUAAUCUGCUUGUGUCGUGCCUGGUGAGAUGCUGUGAUGUAAGCUCCAAAUGCCAGUCGAGCAACGGCAAUCCGCCUCUACCUAACCCGUAUGCGGAUCCCACUUGUCCCGAUUAUAUUAUGCCCAUUUCGCCACAAGCUGCCGAAAUUCUAUUCAAUAGGACUGGGUACGUGAAAAAGGUAAUCGAAGACACGAACAUGACCGAAGAGGCGAUCAAAUUAAUCCAGUUCUGCUCGUGGGAAAACCCGCACUUCUCACGUACAGUACUCUCCGAAUUGCUGUGGCAGAUCGCCUUCGCUUACUGCCAAGAACUGCGGCACCACAUCGACAUCCUGCUGUCGGUGCUGCUCAUCGAAGACACAUGGCAAACGCAUCGCAUCCACAACGCCAUCAAAGGCGUGCCGGACGAACGGGAGGGCCUGUUGGAGACAAUCUCCCGUGCCAAACUCCACUACCAGAAAAGGGCGUACCAGUGUAUCAAAUGCAUGGUGGCGCUGUUCAACAAGUGUCGCGUUGCACAGUUGAUGUUGAUGAGCCACGCAGACUUGAGGCGUUCCUGGACGGCGGCAGUGAACUGGCUGCAAGACGAAUUGGAGCGCAAGUACCCGGCCAAUCCGCAGUACGGCGGCUACAACAGCACCUGGUCACCGCCAGCCCAGAGCAACGAGAACUCCAACGGCUACUAUUUGGAGAAGUCGAACAGUGCCCGUAAGACGCUCGAGCGUGCCCUGGAGCUGAUGCCGGAAACGGAACGCGAAGAAGACGAGGCCAGUGAAGAGCAGGAGUCGCAAGAAGACACAUCCACGGAGACAACGCCUCCGGUUACGGCCGCGCCCGCCGCCCAAACUCAGGCGGACGAAAACAAUAAGGGCGAAUUGCCGGACGUAACGCAGAGCUGCGAACCCAACACCUAGGGUACCACUCUGCACGUCCCGUCGUCCACCUCGCACGACCCAACUUUCAAUAUUGAUUCCUCGGCCGCAUCUUCUGUGAAUAUUAUAUAUAUAUUUGUAUAUGAUCAUGCAUUGCCUUUAGAAAAAAAAUAACAAAAAAAAAAACGAACGUACUCGACACACAUAGAAUGGGGAAGUCGCCAAGCUGUGCGUCCCCCUGAGUUACGGCAAACUGUGGGUUCACUGGGCACUUGGAUACCACACUGAGUAGAAUCAAAAGUAGUGCAGGGUGAGUUUUAGCUAUGAUUUGUGUGGGUGGUUCAACUCUUUAACCAUUCAGUAAAACAUGUUGAUCCGUGUGAUAUUUCGUAUGUAGUUUGUUGCCAUAACCAGGGGGUAACUAACAUAGUAGAUUGUCUGCUGGCGUUUGUCACACAUUAAUAAACAAGUAAAGAGAAUCUGGAAAUUUGUGAACUGAACUUUGUACCAUGCUGCUUUGGAAACCCACUUUGUAUAUUUAUCUAUUUAUUUAAGAGGGACAUGUGAUAUGUAUGUAUAUAAACAUAAACUGACGCAUUUUCUGAAUUUUUAUAUUGACCGGAAUGCAUUUGUGCUAACGUUCCUGAUUUCUUUCGUAAACAGUCCCCUUUCUUUACUAUUACUUAGAAUAUAAAAAAUUGAAUCGCUCGAAAAAUGUGAAUGUUAUUACUGACUGUAAAAAAAUUGUUUUGUUAAGUAAUUACAUGCUACAAUCACAUGUUCAACAGUGCUAAGCAUCGAGUCAGCACAGUAAUUUCAUUAAUAUAUUUCGAGGGUUUUACUAGAUAGAUGAACAGUUUGUCUUAACAUAAAUUUCAAUGUAAAUAUCUAGCAAAAUGAUCUUUAUGCUAUUAAUUAUUAAUGUUUACUUUUGUGAUAAUUUUGUAAUAUAAUUCCUCUUUGCAACCAAGUCAUAACGAAAUUUAACUCGUUUUAGUUGUAUUAUUAUAAUCGUUAGAAAUUUUUAAUUCCUUUGUAUAUACUACUAGUGGUUCAUUCACACAUAAUUUUAAUUACACAAUAAAACUGUGUUAUAUUUAUAUUAUAAAAAAAUUAAUGUAUAUAAUUUUAUUUUUAAUCAAUAUUGUUGUUAUAAAAAUCUGUUAAAUUUUGUUAUGACUUUCACCGAAUCAAAUGACGACAACAGCUGUGUUUCAUAAAAAGGGCACAUUUAUUUAUUUAAUUAAUCAUGUGGCGUUAAUGUUCACUCAAAUGAAAAUUCCCUCACUAUUUAUGUUGUGUAUUUUGUAGGUUUAGCUAUUGAGGGAAUUUAUAUACUUAUACUGAAUGAAAGUGUCUUUUUCUUUUAAAUGUGUCUCAUUUAACAUAUUGCUUAAACAUAAGCUUAUACAAUUGUUUGUAUUAUAAUUUAUGAUAAUUAUAAUAAAAAAAUAAACUCUUUUAAAUUUUGAA